CUCUUCUUACCCACCGUGACAAUCCAAUUGCUUGGACGGAGUGUUCUCGUCCUCUUUUUUACUCUCUUGUUUCUCUGUCCCCAAGUGGGAAUCUCUUAGUGCCUGAAGAACACCGCCUCGUGAGCCACAUGCGGCCCUCGAUCUAGGACUUCAACCCUUUUGAGAUCCUCUACCUGUCCAGCGCGUCGGUUUUGGUCGAAACAAAGAGCACUACGGCGGUAAUUCUCGCAGGCCUUGGCCCCUGCGGACCGUCUCAACCCUCUCAACGCCUUCAACAGGUCGUCUUACACCGCUUCACCGACUCUCCCCUGCCAUAAUGGCUACCUCAUUUAUCUCCAAGAGAUUGCGCGCCACCGAGGCUGAUCAGGAUGCGGAACCAAGCUGGAUUCGCCGUCAGGUCACUUCCGGUCUCCAAUGCAUAUCUCGCCGUGCCUGUGUGCACCCUAUCCACACCAUUGUGGUGAUUGCGCUGCUCGCCAGCACUACCUACGUCGGUCUGCUCGAGGGCAGCCUGCUGGACACUGCGCGUAAUCCUCGCAAUGUUGCGGGACAAGUCGAUGUCGAUACGCUCCUCCAAGGCAGUCGUAAUCUGCGCCUCGGCGAAUCAACUGCGUGGAAGUGGCAGGCCGAGGAUUCUUGGGUCGACUCGACUCAGAUUGAGCAGCCUGCGGCUCGUCACCUCGCCCUGACAACCUUCAUUUUCCCCGAUUCCAACUUCAAGUCGGCGUCUACCGCUCCAGCGGUUGAGGACGUUCCAGUCCCUGCCAAUGUUUCCGCCCACCCUGUCCCGCAUACCCCCAACUUGUUCUCGCCCUUCUCCCACGAUUCCUCUCUCGCGUAUACCGUGCCGUUUGAACAAGUCCCCGACUUCUUGAGAGCCGUACAGGAGAUCCCUAACCCAUCCGCCGAGGAGGAGGAAGAGGAGUCAAAGAAAUGGAUUAUGAAGGCCGCUCGCGGUGCCACCGGAUCCCGAACUGCCCUCAAGCUCUGGAUUACUGAUGCGUGGAGCUCGUUUGUGGAUAUUAUCAAGCAUGCCGAGACCAUUGACAUUGUCAUCAUGGCUCUUGGUUACCUCUCGAUGCACUUGAGCUUCGUGUCUCUCUUCUUCUCUAUGCGUCGUCUGGGAUCUAACUUCUGGCUGGCCGCUACUGUGCUCUUCUCUGGAUCUUUUGCUUUCCUGUUUGGUCUUUUGGUUACUACCAAGCUUGGUGUCCAGAUCAACCUUCUCCUGCUUUCCGAGGGUCUCCCAUUCCUGGUUGUGACCAUUGGCUUUGAGAAGCCUAUCAUGUUUACUCGCGCUGUUCUGAAAGCUUCCGUUGACAACCGUCGUCCCCGCCCCGGUGCUGCCCCCCGUCCCCUGACCUCAAGCACCCCUGGUUCCAUUCAGGACUCAAUUGCUACGGCUAUCAAGGCUCAGGGCUUCGAGAUUAUUCAGCACUACUGCAUUGAGAUCGGUCUGUUGGCUAUGGGUGCCGCCUCUGGUGUCCAGGGCGGUCUCCAGCAGUUCUGCUUCCUCGCGGCCUGGAUCCUGUUCUUCGACUGUGUUCUGCUCUUCACCUUCUACACCACUAUCCUGUGCAUCAAGUUGGAGAUUACUCGCAUCAAGCGCCAUGUUGCACUGCGCAAGGCCCUGGAGGAGGAUGGUAUCACUCACAGUGUCGCUGAGAACGUCGCCUCUAGCAACGACUGGCCCACCGCUGGUUCGGACGGCAGCGAGGGUGACACCAGCAUCUUCGGUCGUAAGAUCAAGUCCAGCAAUGUGCGCCGUUUCAAGAUCCUCAUGGUUGGUGGUUUGAUUCUGAUCAAUGUCGUGAACCUGUCCGCCAUUCCCUUCCGUAACACUGGAAAUGGCGCCCUGAUCUCCCGCUUGUCCAACGUCAUGGCUCCCGCCCCCAUUGAUCCCUUCAAGGUUGCUGAGAACGGUCUCGACGCUGUUUACGUGGCCGCCAAGAGCCAGAAGCAGGAGACUAUGGUUACUAUCAUCCCGCCCGUCAAGUACAAGCUGGAGUACCCCUCUGUCCACUACGCGCCUAACGAGGAUUCUGGCUCCUUCGAUAUUGAAUACUCCGAUCAGUUCCUGGAUGCAGUUGGUGGCAAGGUCCUCGAGAGCCUGCUCAAGAGUGUGGAGGAUCCCAUCAUCAGCAAGUGGAUCAUCGCUGCCCUGACUCUCAGCAUCAUUCUCAACGGUUAUCUCUUUAACGCUGCUCGCUGGAGCAUCAAGGAGCCCGAGCCCGUCAUCGAUGCCCCCAAGGAGCCUGUGGCCCCUAAGGUCUACCCCAAGUUCGAGCCCAACGAGGAAGAGUCCACCCGGACAAUGGAGGAAUGUGAAGUUAUGCUCAAGCAGAAGCGUGCCCCCUUCUUGAAGGAUGAGGAGCUCAUUGCUCUGUCUCUCAAGGGCAAGCUCCCUGGUUAUGCUUUGGAAAAGACUAUGGAAAACGAGGAGUUGAUGAGCCGCGUGGAUGCCUUCACUCGUGCGGUCAAGAUUCGCCGAGCUGUUGUCGCCCGUACCCCUGCCACCUCCGCUACCACUAGCUCCCUGGAGACCUCCAAGCUUCCCUUCGAGCACUACAACUACGGUCUGGUCCAUGGCGCUUGCUGUGAGAACGUUAUCGGUUACUUGCCUCUCCCUCUUGGUGUUGCCGGUCCCAUCAACAUUGAUGGUCAGAACUACUUCAUCCCCAUGGCUACCACCGAAGGUGUCCUGGUUGCCAGUACUAGCCGUGGUUCCAAGGCUAUCAACGCUGGCGGUGGUGCUGUCACUGUUCUGACCGGCGAUGGCAUGACUCGUGGUCCUUGUGUUACUUUCCCUACCCUGGCUCGGGCCGCCGCCGCCAAGGUCUGGAUCGACUCGGAAGAGGGUAAGAGCAUCAUCACUGCUGCUUUCAACUCUACGAGUCGUUUUGCUCGUCUCCAGAGUCUGAAGACUGCUCUUGCUGGUACCUACCUCUACAUCCGUUUCAAGACCACCACUGGUGACGCCAUGGGUAUGAACAUGAUCUCCAAGGGCUGUGAGAAGGCUCUUGAUGUCAUGUCCAAGGAAUGUGGUUUCGAUGAUAUGUCAAUUAUCUCGCUCUCCGGUAACUUCUGUACCGACAAGAAGUCGGCUGCUAUCAACUGGACCGAUGGUCGUGGCAAGUCCGUGGUUGCCGAGGCUAUCAUCCCUGGUGACGUUGUCAAGAGCGUCCUCAAGAGUGAUGUCGAAGCCCUGGUGGAGCUGAACAUCAGCAAGAACCUGAUCGGUUCCGCCAUGGCUGGCAGCUUGGGUGGCUUCAACGCUCACGCUUCCAACAUCGUCUCUGCUAUCUUCCUGGCUACUGGUCAAGAUCCCGCCCAGAACGUGGAAAGCAGCAGUUGUAUCACGACCAUGAAGAACCGCAAUGGUGAUCUCCAGAUUGCCGUCUCCAUGCCCUCUAUUGAGGUCGGCACCAUCGGUGGUGGUACCAUCCUUGAGGCGCAAUCGGCCAUGCUUGAGAUGCUCGGUGUCCGUGGUGCUCACCCCACCACCCCUGGUGAGAACGCCCGCCAGCUGUCCCGCAUUAUCGCGGCCUCCGUCCUGGCUGGUGAGCUCAGCCUGUGCGCUGCGCUCGCCGCCGGCCACCUUGUCAGGGCCCACAUGGCGCACAACCGCAGUGCGGCGCCUACCCGGUCCUCGACCCCCGUGUCCGCUGCCGUGGGCGCUACCCGUGGCCUGUCCAUGACCUCUAAAUAAAGAGACCGCGACCACUCCCAUCUGGCCUGCGGUAAUGAGUCUCUGUAUAUCGUCCCGCGACCCAUGACACCCUCAUGAUACCAUCCUGAUGUAGACUGUCAGGCAAGCACAUCGUCUUGCCUUUCUUUUUUCCCUCACAUCUUUAAAGCAUUGCAUCAAAUUCCUCAUCCCCGGUGACUGGUCCCUCUCGGGACCUAUUAUACGAGGGACGUGCGAGGAAAUUUACCUGUGAUGGUACCUCUGCCAAUGGAUCAAUUGAUCCUCGGCUCCUUUUCACGGGACCUUCCCCUUGGAGGGUAACCCUUGGGUAAAACCGCUACUCAGCGGAUAUGAGCUACGCUCCUGUUCUACAUUUUGUACUUAGUGUUUCCGGAUAGAUAUGUCGGCCGAUCAUGGCCUAUGAAACGUGUAUUUUGGGUUCAAAUCAAUAUUCCUUUUAAUCA
This is a messenger RNA of Penicillium subrubescens, 4152 nucleotides long. It is a transcript of the gene hmg1, whose product is annotated as HMG-CoA reductase. NCBI's taxonomy places the organism in Eukaryota, Fungi, Ascomycota, Eurotiomycetes, Eurotiales, Aspergillaceae. Bases 317 to 3709 code for a protein of 1130 amino acids. The transcript is spliced from 4 exons. The record is from RefSeq and is a predicted model, not a curated record. Gene Ontology annotation, cellular component: endoplasmic reticulum membrane; peroxisomal membrane. Gene Ontology annotation, biological process: ergosterol biosynthetic process; coenzyme A metabolic process; isoprenoid biosynthetic process. Gene Ontology annotation, molecular function: protein binding; hydroxymethylglutaryl-CoA reductase (NADPH) activity.